This is a messenger RNA of Danaus chrysippus (African queen), 1758 nucleotides long. Lineage: Eukaryota; Metazoa; Arthropoda; Insecta; Lepidoptera; Nymphalidae. The record is from the annotation of a GenBank genome assembly.
AUGGAUACAUUGCACGUGGGACAUGGUCAUAGCAAAGGGUCCAGUAGGAGCCAGUCACCUUCAGCCGCGGAUUUGAGGGACCCUGCUGUCGUCACCGAUGACGUCAUCAGGUCCAGGGUUCAAUCUCCAUCGGCUGCACAUCAUGAGGGUCGACAUGGCGAAUCCCGUCCGCAUCACGUUAAAUCCCAUUCCAGGGAUUUGGGCAGCAAUCCGCUGUGUAGCAGCACAACAGCAAACACAUCCAGAGACUUGGAAGAGUCGCCACAAAAGAAGCCCAGUAUACAUCCAGACUACACGUUCGCUGUAUGCAGUCCCAACGUGUCGUAUGCUCUGUCAUCAGCUGAUGAGUACGGCUCGCCAGCUUACAGAAGUCAAGAUGGAGAUUAUAUGAGCCAAGAGGAUAUGGAUGGUAAUUCAACAGCGACUUCGUCUAAGGCACAAGCUGCCAUUGCUCAUCUAAACGCUAAGAUAGAACGCACUAAAGACCUCAUACGAUUAGAACAGACUACCAGAGAUGAGAACGUGAACGAAUACCUCAAGCUAGCGGCGAAUGCUGACAAACAACAACUGGCUAGGAUCAAGGCGGUGUUUGAGAAGAAAAACCAAAAAAGUGCGCUCUGUAUAGUACAGCUACAGAAGAAACUUGAAGGGUACAACAAGAGAAUUAAAAGCUGGGAGCAACACGGCACUAGCGGCCAAUCGCACAGACAACCAAGGGAAGUGUUGCGAGACAUGGGACAAGGACUCAAGAACGUGGGCGGUAACAUUCGUGACGGCAUCACGGGUCUCGGCGGCAGUGUGAUGUCGGCGCCCAGAGAGUUCGCUCACCUCUUCUCACGGUCCAACCGCUUCGGAUCAGCUGAUAACAUCGCACACCUCGCCGAAAACACUGGCCCCUCACCACAACACGCGGAACUGAGAGCGAACGCGUCGUCUGAAGGCUCCCGUGCGUCGGAGGGCGAAGGCGCCCGGGGCUCCACGCUGCCCCGCGCGGGCGCCGCCCCCUCGCCCGCACAGAAGUACGUCUCGCCAGAGGCUUCGCCCUCCUCCUCCGUCACCAGCGAGGGAGCCCCUUAUCCAACACAAACGAAUUCAAACAACAUCGAAGCUUCGUUUAGUCUCAAACCUAUUCUGAACGAGUUAAAGGAGAGAAGAGAAGAUUACGAGAGGAUCGCUGAGAAGAUAGAUGCCUUGAAGAACCUGUCCCAGGAGGUAUCGUUCCUAUCAGCCGCUCUUCAAGAGGAACGGUUCAAGGCUGAGAGGCUCGAGGAACAGAUUAACGACCUCACUGAACUACAUCAAAAUGAGGUUGAAAAUUUGAAGCAGGCUCUAACAGACGUGGAGGAAAAGGUACAAUAUCAGAGCGAGGAACGAAUAAGAGACAUACAUGAAGCUUUGGACCUGUGUCAAACUAAGAUCAGUAAGUUAGAGCAGUGGAUGUCAGGGGGUGCGGGCGGCGGUGGCGCGGGCGGCGGCGGGGGUGAGGCGGGCGGGGCGGCGGCACUUCCCCCCCGGCUGCUGCUCGUCAAGCUGCUGAACGUGGCCAUCACGCUGUUGCAGCUGGCAUUACUGCUUGUGGCCACGGUCGCUGGUGUGGCCAUGCCGUUCUUGAGAACCAGAGUCCGUGUCCUAACCACUAGCCUCGCUGUAAUGUUGGGUGUGAUGGUAUUAAAACAAUGGCCCGAAGUCACUCAACUAUCAGAACAUCUACUGAAAAGACUCAAGGAAUACUUGUUGGAUAAACAUCACGACAGGUAA